AUGUCGAAGACGGCAAGCCGCCCAGACUGGGCCGACGAUGUUUCGGACUCCGAACAGAUCAACGACCCUACAGCGCUGCCGCCCCCAGUGACGACGGUGAACAAGGACGGAACGAAAACCACCGUGUUGUAUCGCCUCGACGACCUAGGCCGCAAGGUCAAAGUGACCCGCAAAACCCGCACGACGGUGCACAAGGAACGAGUGAACCCCGUGGUUGCAGAACGCAGGGAAUGGGCCAAGUUCGGGCUCGAGAAGGGCAAGUCCAAGGGCCCGCAGCCGGACACGACGUCCGUGGGCGAGAACAUCGUGUUCCGACCCAGCAGGGACUGGAAGAACGUGCAGGCCGAAGAGGCCAAGACCGGCGGCGGCAGGGCCGAGGAGAAGAGUCUGAAGGAACAGCUGCGCGACAAGAAGGUCAAGUGCCGGAUCUGCUCGGGCGAGCAUUUCACCGCCAGAUGUCCCUUCAAGGAUACCAUGGCCCCGGCGGACGAAGGGGCAAACCCUGCCGCGGACCCCUUGGCCGACGACGAAGAGGCCAAGGCAGCUGGCGGCCUCGGUGUCGGUGGCUCUAGCUAUGUCCCUCCGCAUCUCAGAAAGGGUGGUGCCCAAGCCGCCGGUGAGAGAAUGGGUGGCAAGUACGAGAGAGAUGAUCUGGCUACGCUGCGUGUCACGAAUGUCUCCGAAAUGGCCGAGGAGCAAGAACUCCGCGACCUCUUUGAGCGCUUCGGCCGCGUCACCCGUGUCUUCCUUGCCAAAGAUAGAGACACUGGGCGGGCCAAGGGCUUCGCGUUCAUCUCAUUCGUUGACAGGGCUGAUGCUGCCCGAGCGUGCGAGAAGAUGGACGGCUUUGGUUACAGGCAUUUGAUUUUGAGAGUCGAGUUUGCAAAGCGGACGACCUGA
This is a messenger RNA of Capronia epimyces CBS 606.96, 900 nucleotides long. Its product is annotated as eukaryotic translation initiation factor 3 subunit G. Gene Ontology annotation, molecular function: translation initiation factor activity; RNA binding. The transcript has 3 exons. Gene Ontology annotation, cellular component: eukaryotic translation initiation factor 3 complex; cytoplasm. The coding region runs from base 1 to 900 and encodes 299 amino acids. NCBI's taxonomy places the organism in Eukaryota, Fungi, Ascomycota, Eurotiomycetes, Chaetothyriales, Herpotrichiellaceae. The record is from RefSeq and is a predicted model, not a curated record.